AUGAUCGCCAACAGUGCCGCCGGCGCGGAGAUCCUUCGCAAACACCCUACGUGGUUGAGGGCGUUUGGACCUGGCUCGGUGAUCCAGGAACCAUCCUGGGGUGUCGUGGCGUACCUUAUCCCCGUGAAGUCGAUGAAGCUUACUCCGGAGACGAUGGCCAACGUCGCAGCUGAACUGCUCAGGCAGAACAACUGGGGCGAAGGCGCGAGGAUCCAAUAUCUCGGAUGGCUGACGCGUCCGGGUGAACGGGCGGAGGGCUCGAUCCUGAUCGAGUUCACCAGCCCAGUCAUGGCUAAUCGCGCGAUUGUCACCGGGGUCGUGUGGGGGAAGCAAAUCCAUCAUGUCUCACGGUUCUGUCGCGAGGGGCGGGUGAAGCUUUGCAGGAAAUGCCAAAAGCCGGGGCAUAUCCAGUCACACUGUUCCAACGUCUUCAAUUGCGGCCACUGCGCUGACGGGCACCCGACCUGGGAGUGCCCGUCGACAAAGGGGCAAGCGAUACCAGUCAAGUGCGCCAACUGUGGCGAGGGGCAUCGUCCGACUAGCCGGGAGUGCCCGGUCAAAAUUGUAGCGAUGAAUGAAGCCAAACAAGCCCUGGCCGAGUGCCCUACAUAUCACCGCAUCCCUCUUCACUUCCGAACUGCAACAAGUCCUGACAAAGAGACAAACUCGACUAGCUCAAGCACCACCACGGUGGACGGGAUAGAAGAGUCGAUACAUGCCCCCGUGAGGCAACAGGAAGAAGAAAAUUCGACGCCAAGCCAGGAAACGACGACUGAUCUAGAUGCCGCACCAGCGGAAACAGAGACCGGACCAGACGAGCUCAACGAAGCCACUCAAUCCAAACGAGGCCCCGGUCGCCCGAAGGGCUCAAAGGCCAGAUCAAAGGCGCCCAAACCUCUAAUGAUACCACUCGCAUGCCAGCGAUCGACGAGGUAUCAAUUGGCCUCCCAAAGAACGAGUCAGGAAGACGCCAACUCUAAAAGGCGCCGCACGGGCGAGCCAGAAGACACCAUGGAUGAACAGCCGGAUGACAACGAUUGGUUGACAUCCAGCUCAACCCGGUUGACUUUCUCCCGAGACCAACGCCCAAGAAGACAGCCACGAAAACCGGCUUUCCCAGUUUAUUGGUGA
Penicillium nucicola is the source of this 1131-nucleotide messenger RNA. RefSeq lists its product as uncharacterized. Lineage: Eukaryota; Fungi; Ascomycota; Eurotiomycetes; Eurotiales; Aspergillaceae. Bases 1 to 1131 code for a protein of 376 amino acids. Gene Ontology annotation, molecular function: nucleic acid binding; zinc ion binding. The record is from RefSeq and is a predicted model, not a curated record. The transcript has a single exon.